GAUGGAAAUCUUUCUGCGUCCUCCUCUUCCCGCCCUUUUUCAUGACAUCCAACAAAAUUUCAAUCCUCUGCUGAGUAAGGAAGACCUUGAGAACCAAACCACAAAGUCUGAGAGGCGGAGAGAAAGAGAGAUGGACGAUCCGGCCAUGGAAUUCUGCAAAUUUCUCCGAUCUUAUUGCGAUCGAUUGGAGAGGAACUGCACUUCCCUCCGAGAAUCCGUUGAUCGGAAGUCCAUCCCCCUCGAGUUUUCGACAAGUUUUCUGGAUCGCCUUGACCGUCAGGUGUCGAGCCUUAGUGGCGAUCUGGAGUCACUUGGUUCCAUGGUCGUCGACACCGUCUCGUUCGAGGAGCUUCUGGGUCACUGCAACGAAAUCUACAAGGACAACGCUAACCGGAUGGCGCAACUUGAAGACAAGAUGAAAGAGCUUGGCAUCGAUUUAGGAUUAGAUGAUGAGAAUGUCGGCGAAGAUCCGGACGGGGGAUCUCCAAUUUCUGGUGCAUACAUAGAUUUGGACUCGUUAUCCGACUCAGAACCCGAGAGAAAGAUAAUCCCAGAUGAUCCAAUACUGGAUGACUCUCUAUCAUUUCGAGAGUUGGGAUUCUCCGAUGCUUUUCUUGCCACUUUGGCCUCUGAAGAUGACAGACUAGAAAGCCCCAGUUACUCUUCUUCGGAACCAUCAAAGUAUGAGAAAGAUAAUCACAUUAAUGUUGGUAAUGGUUCGGACAAACAUUCUUCGGAUAUUUCAGAUCACUUGCUGGAUAAUGGUGAUACACUCAGUCAAUCUGCUGGACAUAGAAUAGAAGUCGCAAAGAGCGACUAUGAUCAGCUUCCUUUCUAUUUGAGAAUUUUAGCUUCAUGGGAGGAGCUGCAUGAAGCUGUCUUGAAGAUGAACGAGAGGCUGUGUGGACACGGCAUUUAUUCAUUCGAUCAAAGUAGGCUCGAGUCAUUGGGGCUAGGACUCAAAGCCAGGUCUUGCCUCCUAGUACUACUUCAGAUGAAACGUUUGGUGCUCGAGAGUAGCGUAGAUGGUGCUGUUGUUUAUCGAGUGGCUGAUUUGUGAUAUAUAUACAUAUUAUAUAUAUCUCUCUCCCCACUUAUCCUGUUAUCCAUGCACUUGAUCUAUUCUUUUUUGCUAGGUGUGCAGUUUGCUCGUUGGCCUGCGUUAUUCCAGGACCCGGUAAAGUGAAUAAAACUAAGUUUCUAGAGUGCUUGUCUUUGCUACUAGUGCUUCCAAUGGAGUACUGAAUGGGUUUAUGUGUGUCUUUUUAUGUAUGUCACAAGAGAGCUGGUCAUCCGCUGGGGUUUUGCUAGCUAAGUUAUGCGUGCAUCAAGCAUUGUGAAAACGUGAUGACUUCUUUUCUCUUAAGAAAUCUGUAGCCUAGGAAAAUGAGUGUAGUCAAAUCGGUUUAAACAGGAAUUCAUUCACUUGGCGUUAAGUGUGUUUCUGGAGAAUUGAGACCUCUAGGCUGAAGGAGGUUAAAGAUUCAACAACCCGGUUUCCCUCUUAAUUAUUCUUUAAAGAGCCUAUCUAGCUCGAGCUUGCUUACUAAAGUAUUCAGAAAAGCACCAAAUUAUUACAUCGGACGUUAUAAUUGUGACAAUGGAGCAUAUGCUCAUUCAGAUGUGACGCAUCAUUUUUGCUUUAUGCAUGCUGAGCCCGCAUUUGAAGCCUUGGCUCAAAUUAAGAACUCUGAGCUCAAUAUCUGUGCUGCUUCUUGAAUCAAGCAAUAAAAACU
Molecule: messenger RNA, 1736 nt
Organism: Nymphaea colorata (pocket water lily)
Lineage: Eukaryota; Viridiplantae; Streptophyta; Magnoliopsida; Nymphaeales; Nymphaeaceae
Exons: 10
Coding region: 2-1060 (352 amino acids)
Biological process (GO): chromosome segregation
Cellular component (GO): outer kinetochore
Source: RefSeq, a predicted model, not a curated record